CCAAUUUUUGCUCUUUUUUCAAACUUUUGAUAUGAAAUCCUUCGAAAAAGAGAACGUUUUUUAUGUCAUUUUGAAGCCUUGCACUUGGAAAACAGAUUGAUAGUCGACUUUUUAGUCGGGAAAAAAGCUCAAGAAUAGUUCCAUGAUAUUUAUAAACUUUUGAAAAAGUUCUGUUUACUUUUCUUUGAAAAGUUUGUCUUUGUUUUUCACUGAUUGUUCGAGUGUGAAGGCGGAGAUCAUCGUCAGAAUCUUAUUUUUUUGUUUUUUAGUCUUCAACGUUAAACAAAUAAGUCCUUUAAAGGAUUACAGAAGGUUACUGAAUUAUUCUCAACUCUUUUUUCUCGAAUAAAACAAAGCGGCUAUCAGCUGUGUUUUCUAACUUUUCACAGUGAAAUUCUUCAAAAUGAUGUUGAAAAAGUUCUCCGUCAAGCCAAUAAAAGAACCUAAAUUGCGUAGAAUAGACUUUGUUAUGGGCGUUAAAGUUCAAAAGAUUUGACGAUCAAAAGGUUUGUGGGAUCAGAUCUUUUGGCUUCAAGGGACUUGAUUUCAUCAAAAGUAUUGAAGUCAAGGCCUUGAAUUAUCGAUUCUUUGGAAUUGAAACCAUGCCUAAGAGUAACUACCUCCAAGAAACAAGAAUCGAACCACUGUCAUUCUACUUCUCUUUCUCUGUUUUCUCUGACUUUCCUCGGAAAAAAAUGCUAAAGGGUUGAGCUAUAUCUAUCGGUUGAUCAAAACAUCUUAGGCGAAAGGAUCUACGGUUGAAUAAGAGAACAGAUUUUGGGAAACCAGAGAUUGAGGUUCGAUACUUCUGACGAGGAAGGAUUGAUUUCUUGACAGCAGCUUCAUCCUCAUUUGAAAUUACAGACGAAUUCUCUCUCGUUUUUUAGGAAAAUCUGUUAUUGGCGUAGCAUUUCAAAAUUAUUCCGGACUUCAAUCUGUUGGCUAUAUCAUUCCAAUACCUGUUAUUGAACAUUUUCUCGAAGAUAUUAAAAGAAAUGGACAUUAUACUGGUUUUCCAACGAUGCUAUGUGAAUUUCAAGUUAUGGAACAUAAAGCUUUACGUGAUUAUUUAAAAAUACCAAAAGAUCAACACGGUGUACAUAUUACUGAUAUUGAUCCAGCUUCUUCACUAAUUGGAGGAGAAGGAGGAGGUCUGCAAGUUAAUGAUGUUAUAACAGCUAUUGAUGAUGUUUCAAUUCAAGAUGAUGGUACAAUUGAGUGGAGAAAAGCUGAACGUUUAACAGCUAAUUAUUUAACAUCAAAUAAAUUUAUUGGAGAUGAAGUUACAUUUACAUUGAUUCGAGAUGAACUCCGCGUCAACUGUACCUUAAACGACGGUCACACCACUUUAAUGCCAUUUCAUCUGCACGAUCAACAACCUGAAUAUUUGAUUUACGGUGGUAUUGUCUUUACUACUCUGUCACUGCCGUAUUUGAAUGAAUUCAAUGAAUAUCAACCGUCUGUUGCAAUUCCAAUUCAUUUACAUAAUAUGUAUUCAUUUCAUAAUCGUCUGGAAUUUAUUGGACAACAAAUUGUUAUUAUAAGUCGAAUUCUGGUUGACAAUGUCAAUAUGGGUUUAGAUUCAUCUGAUUAUAUUAAUUCAUUUGUAUUUCACGUAAAUGAUAUUAAAAUACAAAAUUUAAAGCAUUUAGCAAAUGAAAUCGACAAAGUUAAAGAUAAAAAUAAUCAAUAUAUUAAAUUUGGUUUAAAAUUUAAAAAAUUUAUUGUUAUAUCGACUGAUGAAGCACGUAAUACAGAACAGCGUAUACUUAAACAGAAUUCAAUUGCACUUAGUAGAAGUGAAAACUUAAUUGUUUAA
Molecule: messenger RNA, 1819 nt
Organism: Didymodactylos carnosus
Lineage: Eukaryota; Metazoa; Rotifera; Eurotatoria; Philodinida; Philodinidae
Source: the annotation of a GenBank genome assembly